This is a messenger RNA of Aureobasidium musti, 315 nucleotides long. NCBI's taxonomy places the organism in Eukaryota, Fungi, Ascomycota, Dothideomycetes, Dothideales, Saccotheciaceae. The record is from the annotation of a GenBank genome assembly.
AUGGCCAUGCAGUUCAACGCACAGCCUGCCGUCCAGGACCCACGCUUUGCUCCCAACACUGAUAUUAAUGGCACCUCUCCGCAAGCCACAGACAAUGACCCGUCUGCUCUUUCUGCUACGAGGAAACACGUCGAUAUUGACAGGCAGUGCGCUGUUCCUCAAUACAACGGCGUUCCGUGCCCUGCUCCGCUUGCCUGUCCUUCACACACUGUAGGGGAAAAGCACACUGUCCCUGGCAGAAGUGCUCCGCUAGAACAACUCAUGGCUCUUCAACAGCAACAGUCGGCUCAAACGGCUCAAACGAUUCAGCAGUAA